Molecule: messenger RNA, 1034 nt
Organism: Phycodurus eques (leafy seadragon)
Lineage: Eukaryota; Metazoa; Chordata; Actinopteri; Syngnathiformes; Syngnathidae
Gene: myoz1b
Product: myozenin 1b
Exons: 6
Coding region: 136-882 (248 amino acids)
Cellular component (GO): actin cytoskeleton; Z disc
Molecular function (GO): telethonin binding; FATZ binding; actin binding
Source: RefSeq, a predicted model, not a curated record
UGGUGAAGACGAGGGUCAGCGGUACAACUCCAGAAUCGAGGGCUCCAGUCUACCUGGAAGUGGCAAAGUUUCUUUCCUGCGGGAACUUUGCGGGAGCUGAGAGACUUCCUGUGGUUUACACCUGAGUUCUUAGCCAUGUCGCUAACCAUUGCUGCCCCCACUAACAAGAGGAAGAAGGCCAACAAGAUCAUCACCGACUUGACCAAUAUCAGCCAGAAUGAUGACGAGUCUGACCCUGAAGCCUCCGAGCUGGACCUGGGCACCAAGAUCAAGACCCCCAAAGACGUGAUGCUGGAGGAGCUCUCGCUGCUCACCAACAAGGGCUCCAAGAUGUUCCGCAAGAGGCAGCAACGGGUCGACAAGUUCAUUACGACCAACGAGAACAUGCAGAACCUGCAGAACCUUCUGAUGUCACCUCCCCCUGUCCCGCCAAAGCCUGAGAUGCCAAAGGAAGACGUGGUGGUGCAAGAAGAAGAGGUGGUGGACAAGGAAUCCGAGAAGGAGAAGAGGAGGAGGGAGUAUGUUCGCACCUACGUGUCGCCAUGGGAACGGGCCAUGAAAGGCAACCAGGAGCUGACGGCCACCAUGAGAGCCAGGAUGCCGGGACCCGGGCCUGUCCAGUUUCCUCAGUACAAGAGCUUCAACAGGACAGCGCUGCCCUUCGGCGGCGUAGAGAAGGGCUCCAAGCUGAUGGUGUUCGAGGUGCCCGACCUCGGUGCGGACCCUGACGAGCUCGAGCCGCUGCCCUCCUUUCAGGCCGACAUCCGCUCGCGGCCCUCGUUCAACCGCACGCCCAUCGGCUGGGUGUGCAGCGAGGACAACACGCACAUCCACAUGGACGUGGACACCAUCCCCUUUGACGGAGAGACCGACGAUCUCUGAGCGCGCACAUUCAUUUAUAUCUAUUUAAACGGAAUAGCAUCAGUUGCUGUUUAAUGCAUGGAAAUGAAAAUGACUGAAAACGGACAAAGCAUCUCCCUCGCCCCAUUUUAAAGAACCUUACUGUGAUUUUUCCAAGCGUGCGCUAAAGUACU